This is a messenger RNA of Tyto alba (common barn owl), 7369 nucleotides long. RefSeq names its product bridging integrator 1 (gene BIN1). Lineage: Eukaryota; Metazoa; Chordata; Aves; Strigiformes; Tytonidae. Gene Ontology annotation, molecular function: tau protein binding; phospholipid binding. The record is from RefSeq and is a predicted model, not a curated record. The transcript has 18 exons. Gene Ontology annotation, cellular component: plasma membrane; cytoplasm; synaptic vesicle. The coding region runs from base 110 to 1792 and encodes 560 amino acids. Gene Ontology annotation, biological process: regulation of endocytosis.
GGAGGCGGCGGCGGCGGCGGCAGCCGGGGCCAUCGCUCGCCCGCCGGGUUUUUCCCCCCCUUCCUGCCGGCCCGCCGUUCGCAGUCGCCCGUUAAAAAGAGGAGGCAAGAUGGCCGAGCUGGGCAGCAAAGGGGUCACCGCCGGGAAGAUCGCCAGCAACGUCCAGAAGAAGCUGACCCGGGCGCAGGAGAAGGUCCUUCAGAAGCUUGGGAAAGCAGAUGAAACAAAAGAUGAGCAGUUUGAACAGUGUGUGCAGAACUUCAACAAACAGCUGUCUGAAGGCACGAGGCUGCAGAAGGACCUCCGAACUUAUUUGGCUUCUGUAAAAGCCAUGCACGAGGCCUCCAAGAAGCUGACAGAGUGUUUGCAGGAAGUUUAUGAGCCGGAUUGGCCUGGGAGAGAUGACACAAAUAAAAUAGCAGAGAACAAUGAUCUCCUCUGGACGGAUUUCCAUCAGAAGCUGGUGGAUCAGGCACUUCUGACCAUGGAUACGUACCUUGGACAAUUUCCAGAUAUUAAAUCUCGUAUAGCGAAGCGAGGAAGGAAGCUUGUGGAUUACGACAGUGCCAGACACCACUUUGAAGCCCUGCAAACUGCAAAGAAGAAGGAUGAAACCAAAAUCGCAAAGCCUGUUUCGCUGCUUGAGAAAGCUGCGCCUCAGUGGUGUCAAGGGAAGCUACAAGCUCACCUCGUUGCGCAAACUAAUCUGCUCCGAAAUCAGGCUGAAGAAGAGUUAGUAAAGGCUCAGAAGGUGUUUGAAGAGAUGAAUGUUGAUCUGCAGGAGGAGCUGCCUUCGCUAUGGAAUAGUCGUGUUGGUUUCUACGUCAACACAUUCCAGAGUAUAGCAGGCCUAGAAGAGAACUUCCAUAAAGAAAUGAGCAAGUUGAACCAAAACCUCCAUGAUGUCCUGCUGGGUCUAGACAAGCAGUACUCAGGCAAUGCCUUCCCCGUUAAAGCACAGCCCAGUGACAGCACCCCAGCGAAAGCAAAUAAAAGCCCCUCGCCUCCACCAGAUGGAUCUCCCGUCACCAGCCCUGAGACCAAGACUGUCAACCAUGAGCUGGAACCGUCCACUUUGGAAGCACCUGGGGCAAGCAUCCCAAAGUCACCAUCUCAGUUGAGGAAAGGGCCUCCGGUGCCUCCGCCUCCAAAAGUCACCCCCUCCAAGGAGAUCAAGCAGGAGAACAUCAUCAGUCUGUUUGAUGACAAUUUUGUCCCUGAGAUAAGUGUGACAACCCCUUCGCAGUUUGAUGCCCCUGGGCCCUUCCAGGAGGGAGCCAGCCUGUUGGAUCUGGAUUUUGAUCCCAUUAAACCAGAUGCCACUGUGGGCAAGACCCCCACACCCGCCUCCCAGUCUUUACCUUGGGAUUUAUGGGAGCCUGCAGAAGCAGCCCGUGCAGGAGCUGAAGCAGCUGGAUCAGAAGCAGCAGCUGGAGCGGAAGCAUCUAAAAAUGACGCUGAUUCAGGAUCGAGUUCUCUGCCUGCUGUCGUCGUGGAAACCUUCCCUGCUACCGUCAAUGGCACUGUGGAAGGAGGCACUUCAUCUGAAAGAGCUGACAUGCCCCCGGGAUUUCUGUUCAAGGUCCAGGCCAUGCAUGAUUACACGGCCACUGACAGCGAUGAGCUGCAGCUGAAGGCUGGGGACGUGGUGCUUGUGAUUCCAUUUGAGAACCCUGAGGAGCAGGACGAAGGAUGGCUGAUGGGUGUGAAGGAGUCUGACUGGAUUCAGCAUAAGGAACUUGACCAAUGCCGAGGGGUUUUCCCAGAGAAUUUCACAGAGCGGGUGCAGUGAAAGCCCCAGCCCACCAGCUGCGUUUCUGCUGGAAGAAAGCAAGUUUUCUGAUAGAUAAUUGGAAAAGAACAGCGAAAGGAAAAGAAGAGAGAAUUUUAAAGGAACAGAAGCCUAGGAAAAAAAAUCAACUUAAAGGGUGUGUUCUUCUCAAAGGGCAAGGUUUCAGAAAUAAAUUGAAAUUUGAAGUGUUAUCAAAAUAUAUACAUAUUAACAAUAAUAAGGCAAGUCAAAUACCCUCUUCCCCCCUUUGGUUUUAACAGUAUUUGGAUUCAGAGGACUGAUGCAGAAGCAAGUCAGUGUGGUUCCCUAAAUACUGCAUUGACAGAAUCGGUGAGAUGUCAGUCUGAUCCCUGGAAAGGCAGUAUUUGUCUAACAGCUUGAGAGUAGAAGCUGCAUUUGCUUUUGGGUGGGUUAAUCUGUUUUGUCUUGAAGGUGGCUUGCAUGGCAACCGUAAAAAAUCAGCCUUCCCUACAUGUUCAACCUACAGUAGGCCAAACUUUCUGUUAUGCUAUUGAAAAAAAUAUUUAGCGUAUAGUGUUCACCAAUACAAUGUAUGUGUGUGUGUGUAUUUUAUUUUCUUCCUUUAAAACAAUGUUACACAAACUGUGAUUUUGUACGUGUAAAGAUAGAAGAAACUACAUGGAAAGGGCAUAGAAAAGAUGAAAUAUGUGAAGCUGCACUCAGUCCAAAGUUCUUUUGAAUGCAGACACCUAAAUUCUUGCAGUAGUAUUGGCCUGUGAAAUGCUAAGGGGAGUGGACAAAUUCAAGAGGAGAAACAAGACAAAACAAUCAGAUGCCAUUUGAAUGGCUCUGCAGGAGAAAGAAUCCUCUGCCCCCAAAACCCUGUAGGUGGUUUCAGAAAAGCUUAGAGUCAUGUAGAUGGAAGAUAGCUCUAAAAUCUGAUAUGUUAGAAAAUUUGCUUCUGAAGAAAGUUGUAAGGGAAGAAAUUUUUUUUCUGAAAGAAUGUCUAAAAAAACACUGAGUAAAAAAACAAUUUGCUUUCUGUGUUUUUAAUUGGCAUUGUUAUUUGUGGAAUUGUAUUUCUUAUUUUCCUUUGAAGACUUCUGUAACUGAAAUAUUGUUAGAUCAGCUUUAUCCAGUGCUGUGCUGGUGAUCAAGUUAACCUCUAUGAAAACUGGACUCUUGAAAUACUCAUUUGAAAUGGCUGCAUGACUUUGUGAUAUUUAAAUGCAUUAGAAAGGAAAGCAAGAAUAUCAAAGUGUCAGUGUCAAGAAGACACUCUGCAGUCUAAUUCUGAUGCUGAGACCUCUCCUAUACCUUCCCUUUGCUCCUGUUUGGUUUUGAGGUUUUUUUUUUUUAGUUUAAACAAGCAGGUGACAAGGCAGUCUCAAAGUGCAUAUUACACUUGAUAAAAUAAGCUGGUCUGACCCUCCAAGACUCUAAAGUUCCAGAAAGGUACUUUAAACUUUUACUUGAAUACUGAUGCAACUGGCAAGCAGGUCAGGCUACUGCAAUUUUUUUAUGGCUUUCCCCUCCCAUCUCACCGAGAUUUUUUUGCCUUCAAGGGAUUUUUAGCAGUGAGGUUCCCUCCUGGUGUAAAGGGACAGGAUCACUCUCUGAAAUAAUCUUCUUAAUUGUUAGGAGCUGGCUUUUGUCAAAGAUGCAUGGAAUGCUGACAUACACUACUGAAAAUCCCACUUUUUCCAGUCUGAUUAUUUGUAGGACAACAGAAAAACACUGUAGGGCAAAUGUGGAUUUUUUUUUUUUUUUUUUUUAAUCUUUUAGUUCAGAGGGACAGAUCUAAUUUUGAUUAGAAAAUAUAUUCUUAUAAAUGCAAGAAUUACUGGAGUUCCUCCUGUUUUCAGUGUGGGAGAUGAUCUGUGCUAGUUAUUUACAGUGAUGCAACAAGCAUCAAAAUCUGUCCUAUGUACCCAAAUCCUUUUUUUUUUUUUUUUUUUUUUUUUUAAAUAAACAUGCAGGAAUUGAUGUUUUAUAUCACUCUUACAAAACCAAAUAGUAUUUAGGAAUAACUGCUCCCAAUACAGAAGGACUGGACUCCACAAGUUAUAGUAUGGUGAGCCGUUGCUUUAGAACACUGUCUGCUUUGAUUUUUUUUUUUUCUUUCUUUUUCAUGGGGUUGUGUUUAUUAUUACUCUUUUUUUUUCCAAAAUAUCUAUUUUUAUGCAUUUGUGACUCCCAUUUCUCCUUUAAAGAAUAUUCAUAGAAAAAAUAUACAUUUAAUUAUACAUAGAAAUAUAUAUAUUAAAAAGCAGGUUGAUCUAAUUAACAUAAUGCUGUCAGCUUAAAAUGUUUAUUUUUAUGCGAAACCUGUGGAUUAUUGUUUUUUUUUAUUAUUAUUUUAAAAAGACAAUAUUCUAAGUACAAGAGCUGUGAUUUUUUUGUCUUGCAAGCAAUUGUUCUAGAGCAUUUAGAAAGCUGUGCUGAUACCUAAUUUAUUGUGGGUUUUUUUGCUGUUGUUGACAAUUGUCUUCUGCUGUGUUUGAACCAGAUGACUGUCCCAACAAAGAUCUUCAUAAGGCCUUUUCAUUUUAUCGAGCUUGCAAAGCAACUAUCCAGUACUGUAUUGUCCCUGCAGAAGUGGUAACACUCUGCAAGAAAGGGAUGUUGUUUUCAGGUCAUGUGAGUGAUGCUCAAAUAUUGCUAGUGGGGAGGAUAUUGUGUGUCUCCAUUUGCUUCCCCCAACCCAAAAAUCCCAACCCCCAAACCCCCUGGCUUAGAGCAGUUAGGAUGGGUUACCUGUGUCUUGCAUUGCUCGCAAAUACGUGGUGUCAGCACAUCUCAGUUAGGUUCUUUCUGAAAAUGCAGGAUUGGACCCACAGUUUAUAAAUUGCCUUAUAUAUAUAUAUGAGUGGGAUGCCACAGCAUGAAGCUUGUAGAUGGCAGUAUUUUUUGGAGCCAGAAGAUCUCUUAUCUCCUGGGUCAUGCUCAGCUCAUUGUUAAGUCACAACUUCUCCCAUUUUCAGUAUUUUUACAUCUGCUAAAGUACCUUGAUUCUGGUCGGUAUUACCUGGUGAAAUGAACUUUCAUUUUCUUCAGUUUAGGACUGAUUCAAAUAGAAAGAGGGACAAUAAACUCCCAAGUAGGCUGUGCCCACAAUGGUUUUUCAGUUUGCAGGCUGAAUUGAAAAAUCUGGGGAGAAGAGUUGUAAGGGUGUCCUGAGACUUUUUUUUUUUUUUUUUUUUUAAUUUUCUCAGUGGAAUUAAAAAGGAAAAAACAAAUCAUUAAAAAAAAAAAAAUCAAACCAAAAUGAAAUAUUCAUUUGUAGAAUUGCUUUUGCACUUUUUGAAAAACGUUAUGACUUGGGCUAUAACAAUUUGCUUUGGAGCAAAAAUGUGAAACCUUCUGUUUUGAAAAUGCUGAAAGAAAAUGUUCUAAUGUUAAUGGUCAUUUUACCCUUGCCUUUUUUUCUUAAUCUGAUGACUGGUUUUAGUUAACUCUAAACUGCAUUUUUUGGUGAAUACAUUAUCCACUGAAGAGAAUCCAAAGAAGCUUAUUGCUCAGUUCUGCUCCACUGACAGGUAUGCUGGACACAUUUCAGGGAUUUCCUGGUAUCUGGCCCAGCAAAGCUUCUGUUUCCCCAUCUAAUAAUCUUCUACUUGAUUGUUUUACUGGGUGAACAAUAAAAGUGUCUCUGAUCUUAUGCCAUUGACUGGUUUUGUAGCCUGGCUUAGAAAGACAUUCUUGCUCUAUCAGUCUCAUUUUGGUCACAGAUUUAUGAGUAUAGAGUUAUGAUGCUACUCUUGUUUGAGCCUAAUCCCAUUGUGCAGUGGGAAUUAUCAUUUGCCCAACUGGUAAGAACAAAAUAAGGCAUUGAUUUCCUACCUUUUUCUAUCUUAGCAAUGUCAGUAGUAUAUCUUUAUUACAGAGAAUUAGAGAAAGGCUCCAGGGGAAAGAUGAAUGUGUUGUUCCAGGCGAGACUCCUGCAUACUCUGUGCUAUUUUCUAUGGGCAUUCCUCAACUGUCUGCUUUUACCACCUUUGCAUUUCUUGGCUGUGAAGAUGAUGCAGUAAAAGGGAUUGUGCAGGCUUCAUUCCAGCUGCUCAGAGCUAGUCCUGCUUUGUGAUCUGUUUGCCACAGUCCUUGAGGCUUUGUUCACAGUUGCAGAACCCUUUCCUGUCCCAGUAUCCAAAGACUGUGGCCAAGGCAAACACCUCCAAGUCAAAGGGGUUUCUCUCUCUUAUGACCUGGAGCAGGUGUGAGGGGUCCGUGUUCUGCCUGGGAUUGGGAUGUCAGUUCAGUUAAAUUUUGCAACAGCCUCUUGAAGGGAAAAGACCCAAGGCUAGGGGGAUACUGGGGGAGGAUGGAGGGAUGAUACGUUAUUUUUUUCAUUUUGGGUUGAUGUGCUGACUGCCUCACCACUUGGUGCCAGGGAGAUCCAAAACCUCUUUAAUUAGGGCUGAGAACAAAAUGUGAGUGGUCAAGAUGUGCAUGGUUGAUGUGAUAACAGGUGUGUCUCUCCUGCAAAUGACACUUGAGUUCAGAGUUUCCUCUUUCCUACUCUGUACCAGACAGAUUGAAUGCUCUUUGCCGCUACUGUAAGGUGUUUUAGAUGCUGUGUAGUCCAGACCCCAAAACAGUGAAUAUCCUUUGCUGGAGGACGCAGAGGUGUCUCUCAGCCCUUUCUAGGAGAAAUAUUGAUCUUCCACAGACAAGGCCAGUGUGCCUCUAACACAGUAGCCUCUGAUUUCAGUAGCCUCUGUGUCUUUCAGCAUCUGGUCCCACUCUCCGUCUACUUCUGCUUCCCAGCCUCUCCCAUGUCUUUGAGGAUGACGGUAACAUAGGGCACUUCCCACCAGCAUAAAGUGCAAAGCUAGAAGAUGCACAAACAUGUCCACCAGCAAAUCCUACAUAAUGCAGCUUGAUAAUGCUGAUAUGAGGAAAAUAAGCAACAGCUUUUCUUCUCUGGGCUGCCAAAGGGAAACUAUUCCUUGCUAUGCAGUUACCAUGACACCCAGCACCGAUGCAGACACCUCUGCUUGCAUAUUCUGGUUUGGACGCUUCUGAGUAGCAAAUUCUUGUCAGAAGGGGGUCCUGGGUGGUGCCCAGAGCUAGAUUUACCACCUGGCGAGGACUGGGGUCUGCAGGUGAUGCAUAUGGGGGCUGAGAAUUAGAAGGCCAUUUCAGAAAUUUUGUUAUGAAACUAAGUGGAGAAGCUACAGCAGUGAAGGCUGGUCUGUACGAACUUGUACUUUGUGUUUUAUGGCUACAACUCCUUCACCUGUUUUUACAGCAUAUUCUGCUAAUCCUGUCCCUCGUCCGCAUUUCAUGUAGAUGGUCCCUACUUGAAACUUGCCAGAUGCAGUUUUGGGCUUAUUGCUUCUCUUUAACUGAAUCAAAUGGCAACGACUUUGGCAAUGUAUUGGCAAUCUCUGUUCCUCUUGUUAAUUCAGUCUGAGUUUAACCACAGUGAUCUGAGAAAUGUUUGGAUUUUGAGUGUUUUUUUAAUUAUUUUAACUUUUGUUUUGUUUAAACAAAGCUGAACAAUUCCCAUUGUAUUCAGAGCUGUGAUGCCCAGUUCCAGUGACAAUUACUAGAUGGAUUUGUCCCAUUUUGUUUCUUGGCGAUGUUCAGAAAUAUAAUUUGUGUCAUCCUAAA